AUGUUGAGAGCAAAUACCGUCCUAAAACUUCGGGCACAAACGAGGACGCUUUCGAGGGCGGCUUUUGUCAAUGUCAGAACAUCCCAGCAUCUACGGCUUAGGACUGCCAUGAUUCAGACUCGAUCAUUUCAAACGACGUCAAAUCCAAGGGACAAUCAGCAGUCUCCUAUGAAGGUUUUUGUGGAUACUUUCAAAAAGGAAUGGAAGAAGAGUAAUGAACUCAAUGAUCAGAUUAAACAAUUGAAGAGCGCCACAGACGAAAUGGAGGAUAGUGAAGCAUUCAAGCGUGCCAAAGAGGCCUAUAACAAGGCGCAACAGCAGUCUGGUAGUAUUGUGAAGACAGCAGCUAAGGCUGCAGAGGCUGUUGGAGAUGCUGCCACGAAGGCAUGGGAUUCGCCGGUUGGUAAAGGGGUGAGAAAGACAGUGGAAGCAACAGCGGAGGCUGCAGACAAAGUGAUGGAACCCGUGAGAAAUACCAAAGCUUACAAAGAUGUCAAGGAGGUCUUUGAUGAAGGUGCAACUUCUUAUGGAUUAUACGAGACUAAGGAGGAAAGAUUGCAAAGAAGAGAGAGAGAAAAGAUGAAACAGCCCAAGGCAGUGAAACCGGACGAGGAAGCAGGUACUGCUGUAGUGGCUACCGAUAUAAAGCCUACAUCUAGUCUCAAAGAUAGACUGAAGGUUACUCCGGAUUCUGUCCUGGGAAAACUGCUGACCACUUUGAAAGGAAGGUGGGAAGAAGCAGACAAUCCAUUGCUUGUUAUGAUUAGAAGUGUCAGUCAUAAAAUUGGAAAGCUGUUUGCCGAAACCGAGAACGCUAAAGUAGUGAAGGCCUUCCAACAGAUGGAUCCUAACUUUACGAUUUCUAAGUUCAACAAGCAGCUUCGUGAGUAUAUCGUUCCAGAAGUGUUGGAUGCCUAUGAAACCGGUGACGAAAAGACAUUAAAGCUGUGGAUGUCUGAGGCCCCUUUCAAUAUCAUUACUGCUCAAAGAAAGCAGUUAACUCAGCAGGGGAUCUUUAGUGACGGAAGGAUCCUUGAUAUUCGUGGUGUUGAUGUCGUUGCCUAUAAGAUGCUCGAACCUAACCAGAUUCCCGUUCUUGUGACAGGUUCUAGAGUGCAAGAGAUCGUUCUUUUCCGCAACGCCAAAACGGGAGAAGUUGUCGCAGGCUCUGAAGAAGAUAUCGUGAUGUCUUCGUUUGCUAUGGUGGUCACACGAGUCCCUGAAGAGAUGGAUAACCCAGAAACCGAUGGUUGGAAGGUAUUGGAGUUUGUCAAGGGUGGUUCUAGAAGUUUCACGUGA
Brettanomyces nanus is the source of this 1299-nucleotide messenger RNA. RefSeq lists its product as uncharacterized. Gene Ontology annotation, biological process: protein import into mitochondrial matrix. The transcript has a single exon. Gene Ontology annotation, molecular function: protein-folding chaperone binding. NCBI's taxonomy places the organism in Eukaryota, Fungi, Ascomycota, Pichiomycetes, Pichiales, Pichiaceae. Bases 1 to 1299 code for a protein of 432 amino acids. Gene Ontology annotation, cellular component: mitochondrial inner membrane. The record is from RefSeq and is a predicted model, not a curated record.